UCCGGGAACAAGCGUCGCCCGGGCAGGAGCGGGCCGCGUAGCAGAGCCGAGCUGCGACGCGCGUCGGAGAGGCUCCUGGGAAACUCCCACGGCCCGGGGACUUUGGAAGAGAGCGCGCGACGAGCCCUCGCGCGCACAAGUCCGCAAGGGAGCGCUCAGCGCGGCACCUGUUCCUCCCGCGCCACCCACUUCUCCCCCUCGGACCCGUGCUCCCCGGGGCGCCCGCCCGCUCCUGCGAUGAAUCCGGCGCUGGGCAACCAGACCGACGUGGCGGGCCUGUUGCUGGCCAACAGCAGCGAGGCGCUGGAGCGCGCCAUGCGCUGCUGCACCCAGGCCUCCGUGGUGACCGACGACGGCUUCGCCGAGGGCGGCCCGGACGAGCGCAGCCUGUACAUCAUGCGCGUGGUGCAGAUCGCCGUCAUGUGCGUGCUCUCGCUCACCGUGGUCUUCGGCAUCUUCUUCCUCGGCUGCAACCUGCUCAUCAAGUCCGAGGGCAUGAUCAACUUCCUGGUGAAGGACCGGAGGCCGUCUAAGGAGGUGGAGGCAGUGGUCGUGGGGCCCUACUAACCGGUCCUUCGGCCCCGCGGCAGCCGCCCCGACGCGUCCCCACUUCGCCAGCUGGGCGGUGUCCCUCCCCAUCACAGGCUGGGUGAAGCAAACCUGUCGGAGUCAAUUAUUUCUCUUGACUUCUACCUUUCCGGGAAGAGCGAACCGUUUCUUGAUCGCCCUCCGAAAGUCCCCAUGCCUAGCUGGAGGAGGAGAGCGCCCUGACUUCUGGACUCAGCAGCAAGUGGCGAGAAGCGGGCGAGUGGGGCGCAGAACUUUGGAAGCUGCUACUUGCUUGGAAUGCGGGGAGACCGACGGGGCGAAGGCCCUUCUCCACCCGCAGGUGGGCCAAGCGCUGGGGGCAGGUGGAGAGGGCGGGCAGGGGAACGACCCAGCGGCACCCAUCGCCUAGUGACCCCCAAAGUGACCUGUUUAUACGCCAUGCAACAGACCUAAUGGGGUCGCACAAAUCCGUGUCCGGGUUCGCGUCCACUCUUGCUCGCUCCAGCCCUGGCGGGCAGAGGCGAUAAAUACCUUUGAUUGACUGUAACGUGCUGUUUUAAGGGAUUUUGUGUCUGUUUGCUUGAAUACAACUAUUUGAUAAAUCCUUUUCUGCCCCCAUGGCCUGUUUGCCUGCCGGGCGGGGUGGGGGGGGUAGAGUUUUGUCGUCGGGGAGAAGGGGUGGGGGAGGGGGGAGCCUGCAAAUGUGAACGGGGUGAGUUGUUUCUUUUAGUGCGUUUCCAGCUGGGUCUUUUCGGGGGUGGGGGGAGGCUAGCGUUCCAGCUGGCCUGGCAACAAAGACCCAGAAUAGAACUCGUAGCUCGUGACUGCACGGUUUACGCCACAAAAGUGCUCUUGACAUCGUGACACCGUUUUGACUUUUUUUUUUCUUAUUUGACAUUCCCUUAAUAAAUACAACAAUUACGUGUUUUGUU
This is a messenger RNA of Carlito syrichta (Philippine tarsier), 1481 nucleotides long. It is a transcript of the gene RPRM, whose product is annotated as reprimo, TP53 dependent G2 arrest mediator homolog. Bases 238 to 567 code for a protein of 109 amino acids. NCBI's taxonomy places the organism in Eukaryota, Metazoa, Chordata, Mammalia, Primates, Tarsiidae. Gene Ontology annotation, biological process: regulation of mitotic cell cycle. Gene Ontology annotation, cellular component: cytoplasm. The record is from RefSeq and is a predicted model, not a curated record. The transcript has a single exon.